This is a messenger RNA of Corylus avellana, 1222 nucleotides long. Its product is annotated as FKBP-like peptidyl-prolyl cis-trans isomerase family protein. NCBI's taxonomy places the organism in Eukaryota, Viridiplantae, Streptophyta, Magnoliopsida, Fagales, Betulaceae. The record is from RefSeq and is a predicted model, not a curated record. Gene Ontology annotation, molecular function: peptidyl-prolyl cis-trans isomerase activity. Gene Ontology annotation, cellular component: thylakoid; chloroplast.
AGGGCUCUCGACUACUAGUAAUAAACAAGGCUGAGGCCGUUAUCUUCCCGCGAAACCUCCAACUCACUCCUUGCAUAAUUUCUCACUCUUUUGAUAAUCAAUGGCGUCAAUUUCAGCGUUUGGAUCCCUACCGCAAUCCCUGACGUUAUCUGUUACUAAAGCUCCAACUUUGAGAUGCUGCCGACCAACUACUUCUGUAUCUCUUCAUGAAACUCAGAUACCCAAUUCAAGUUUAUGCGGUAAUGGUAACCCUACGGCUUAUGGGGAACUCACUGAGCGAAGGAAAGUUGUGCUCUCAACUAUUGGAAUACUUGCAGGAUACUGGUGGAAUGCUUCAAUCGAUGGGAUAGCCAUGGCAUCUGAAUUUGCUGACAUGCCUGCACUGAGGGGGAAGGACUAUGGCAAGAGUAAAAUGCGGUAUCCAGACUACACAGAGACAGAAUCAGGUCUUCAGUAUAAGGACUUGCGAGCAGGAAAUGGCCCCUCACCGAAGAUGGGAGAGACUGUAGUGGUUGAUUGGGAUGGUUACACCAUAGGAUACUAUGGCCGCAUAUUUGAAGCCCGAAAUAAGACAAAGGGUGGUUCCUUUGAGGGUGAUGACAAGGACUUCUUCAAAUUUAGAGUAGGAUCUCAUGAGGUGAUACCAGCAUUUGAGGAAGCUGUUUCAGGCAUGUCUCUGGGUGGCAUUAGAAGGAUCAUAGUGCCGCCGGAACUGGGAUAUCCCGAGAAUGAUUUCAACAAGAGUGGCCCAAGACCAACAACAUUUUCGGGCCAACGAGCUUUGGAUUUUGUACUGAGGAACCAAGGGCUGAUAGACAAGACUCUUUUGUUUGAUAUUGAACUCCUGAAAAUCACAUCGAACUGAUGAUACCUGUCAAGGUCAGCAUGUGUUAGUGUUACGGACACUACCACCUGAAACAUUGAGGGAACUGAAAGAUUAUGCCAGAGAGACAUAAAGCAUCAUCAUCUUGAUCAACGUGAAAGAUUAUUUCCAAGAAGAUAGAGAGAUCUGUUUUUAUUGUUUAUUUUUAUAGCUUCCAUAAGUUUUGCUAUCACUGGUCCUUGCGAGCGAAGUGCGAAGAAUAUAACAAAAGUUACUGUAAUGCGAGCCUGUUUAAGUAGAAAUUUUGUUUUACUAUAUAAUUGUAUUAGUAUUAUAUCAUUGUUAAUAACUUAAAUUAUAUCUCAAUGGAGUGGUAAUGAUUCAAUGAAUCAACAUUCU